GUCCUUCUGGGGGCGUGGUCACGUCUCUGACGCAACAGUUACGCUCCAAUGCCUAGAUUUGAGCGUGACUGUAGCGAGGAUAGCGGAUCCAGGUGAAUUCAGAGGGUUCUACCGGAAAGGAGGCGCCCGCCCGCGGAGCUCAGAGGAGGAGAGCGGCGGGAGGAGCGAGGAGUGACCGCGGGAGGAGGAGCCGCCGUCACGGCAGGGAGAGGAGCCGCCGCCGCCGCUGCCGUCCGCGGAGACGUUUCUCCAUCCAUGGCUGCCUGCAGGUGACCCACAGCUGACGGAUCUGCUGAAUUAUUGAGCAUCAGUCGGGCUGAGGCAGGAGCAGGAGGAGAGGAUGCGUGGGGGGGCCCAGCUCUGCGGGGAGCCGUGAGUCAGCAGGAAGCAGAAAAGAGCAGUGGGAGGGCGGACGCGGCCAGUUUGCACGCAGCUUCAGGUGAUACGGCGGCAGCAUCGCCGUCAAACGCGCCCCCUCCUCCCUGCCCGUUUGCGUGGAAGGCGUGUGCGCGCGGCAUCGAUUGAACGCAGAAGGUCAUGGAGCCGGCAGAGGAUUAACGGCUUGCGCUCGGAUCCCCGAGAAAGGACCGCCGCCGACGCCUCCCCGGAAACGCUUCAGAUCAGGACAGCGGCGAGGAGCGAGGACAGCGGGGGCCGUUCAGGAUGGGGGAGAGCUACAUGUACCAGCGCCUCCCCUACGGCAGAGGAGAGGGGGAGGGGGACGAGGAAGAGGAGAGGAGCAGGAGUGUCGGGGGGAAAAUGAUGCAGUGUGAGGAGGGCACCGAGUGGCUCCUGGAGCUGCUGACCGACGUGCAGCUGCAGCAGUACUUCCUGCGGAUCCGCGACGAGCUCAACGUCACGCGGCUCUCGCACUUCGACUACGUGAAGAACGAGGAUCUGGAGAAGAUCGGCAUGGGCCGUCCCGGUCAGAGGAGGCUGUGGGAGGCGGUGAAGAGGAGGAGAGCGCUUUACAAACGCAAAUCCUGGAUGAGUAAGGUUUUCCCGGUGAAGCGGGACUCCGACUCCCAGCAGACCUUCCCGGCGGCGGCGGCGUCCUCGGCGGGUGCGGCUGGCAGCGAGCCGGGAGCCUCGCUCACCUGCCUGAUCCGAGAGCCGGAGCUGCAGCUGUUCGAGCGCCUCGGGGACGGCACGUUCGGGGUGGUGCGGCGAGGGGAGUGGACGGCGCCCAACGGGAGAGUGCUGUCGGUGGCCGUGAAGUGUCUGAAGACCGGCGUUCUGGACUCGGACGGUCUGGACGAUUUCAUCAGGGAGGUGAACGCCAUGCACUCGCUGAACCACCAGAACCUGAUCCGGCUGUACGGGAUCGUCCUGACGCAGCCCAUGAAGAUGGUGACGGAGCUGGCUCCUCUGGGCUCGCUGCUGGACCGCCUCCGGAAGCGCCAGGGCCACAUCCUCAUCCUGCUGCUGUGUAACUACGCCGUGCAGGUAGCCUGUGGGAUGGCGUACCUGGAGCAAAGGCGGUUCCUCCACAGAGACCUGGCGGCCCGCAACGUGCUGCUGUCCAGCAACGAGACCGUGAAGAUCGGAGACUUUGGCCUGAUGAGGGCGCUGCCUUCACACACGGACCACUACAUCAUGGAGGAAGGCCACAAGAUCCCGUUUCCAUGGUGUGCUCCGGAGUCCCUGAAGUCCCGCUCCUUCUCCCACGCCUCCGACACCUGGAUGUUUGGGGUCACGCUGUGGGAGAUGUUCUCCCACGGGCGGGAGCCGUGGCUCGGCCUGAACGGAAGCCAGAUCCUGCAUAAGGUGGACGUGGAGGCUGAGAGACUCUGCAAACCCGACGACUGUCCUCAGGACGUUUACAACGUCAUGCUGCAGUGCUGGAGCCCCACCCCUGAAGACCGGCCCACCUUCAUCGCCCUCAGAGACUUCCUGCUGGAGACGAUGCCCACCGACAUGCGAGCUCUGCAGGACUUUGAGGAGGAGGACAAACUCCAGAUCAAGAUGAACGAUGUCAUCACCAUCAUCGAGGGAAGGGCGGAGCAUUACUGGUGGCGAGGUCAGAACAGGAGGACGCUGCGGAUCGGCCAGUUCCCUCGCCAGGUCGUCACGUCGGUGGCGGGUCUCUCCGCUCAGGACAUCAGCCGACCCCUCAAACACUCCUUCAUCCACACCGGCCACGGAGACACGGACCCCAACCGGAGCUGGGGGCACGCCGACCGCAUCGACAGUCUGUACUUGGGGAAUCCCAUGGAUCCUCCGGACGUUCUGGGAUUUGAUUCUGGCCGUUCGAGACCAACCAAACUUCCAAACCGAGCAAAGAAGCAGCCCCCUCCUCGACCCCCCCAGCCUGCCAUCCUGCUAAAAAAGCCCUUCUACGACUCGGUGAUGGACGACUACGAAGAGGAGGACGACGCCGGAGCUUCAUCGGGGCUGAAGAAGCUGAGCGCUUCUCUGGGUCUGAAGCUGCGCCCGUGGGAGGGCGGCGGCGGUGGCGUGCGCUCGGCCAAAAGUGAGGUGUCGCUAAUCGACUUCACCGACGACAGCUUCAGCUCCACCACGCCCUCCCCGCUCACGGAGUGCCGCCCCCUGGACGACGACACGCUGAAGGACACGCCCUCCAUCCUGGACUGGCCUCUUCCUCAGCCGACCUACGACGAGGUGGCGGUGGAGCACGACGAGCCGUCCGAGGACCAGGAGGUGCUGUCCAUCAACAGGAGGGUGAACGAGGAGGCCAAGGAGGCGCAGGGCUCCAGCAUGCCAGGCCGGAGCGAGUCCCAGUCGGCCGACCUGUUCAAGGAGCUGCAGAGGGAGGUGAUGGUGAAGCUCCAGCUCCUGUCCGCCAGCCCCCCCUCUGCCUCCUCCUCCACCUACCAAACGGUGCCGCAGUCCUACUCCUCCACCUCCUUAUUGGACCCGCUCUCCUUCAGGGAGGGGCGUGGCCUUUCAUCGUUGAUGGACAGCUCACAAAGCCCCGCCCCAAUCCCACUUCCAGAGAGACCGGCUUUUCUGGAGAGAUACGGUGCGGCCAACAUGGCGGCAGUCAAGCCCAUGAUGCAGCAGCAGCCGGGCGGAGCCAAGCCAAACUCCUCCUACAACAACAACAAUGGAGGCGCUGCAGCUCCCAGCAUGCAACAGGAGCAGAGCAUCUCACAGGUCCAAGGAGCCGUGCACGGCGUCACCACCGAGGAGUGUCGCGCUGCUCUCCUGAGCCACGGGUGGAGCGUCCAGCCGGCCAUCAACUAUCUAAAGGUGGAGCAACUGUUCCGCCUGGGGCUGCGUUCCAGAGCGCAGUGCGAGGAGCUGCUGCAGAGCUGCCAGUGGAGCCUGGAGCGGGCCGGCGCCGCCAUGCUGGACGCCUGCGACCGGAAGACGCGGUGAACGCCGUCCAGCCGCCCGCUGACUCACGCACCUCGCCUUCCGCGCUGCUGAACCCGCUUGUUCCGCCUGCGUCACGCGCACGCUCCGCGCUCGCCAACAGAGCUGCUCGUCCACGAUGCUGAAGAUCUGCUGGAGCUCAGAAAAUAUUUAUGUUCCGUUUAUGUCUUAAAGGUUUAAAAUGUUUGAGAUCUUUUUCUGGUGACAGCUGGGUCCAAACAGGGUAUAUUUAUUGCAUUUUCAGACGUCGUUAUUGUGAAUCUGCUGUAUUAAUCUCAGCGACGAGCUUCAUUGGAUGCACGAGCUCCAUCCAUCCGUUAGCAACUCCACGCCAACUUCACCAACGGACUGAUGGGAGGAGCAUCUACGGCGUCCUUCAUUCCACGCUCGGCUCCAAUUCUGCUGCUUUGACUGUUUUAGGAGAAACAAAUGCAAAUGUUCUGGUUCUUAAUAAAAGAAUUUGUCUUUUUUUUAAA
Molecule: messenger RNA, 3815 nt
Organism: Oryzias melastigma (Indian medaka)
Lineage: Eukaryota; Metazoa; Chordata; Actinopteri; Beloniformes; Adrianichthyidae
Gene: tnk2a
Product: tyrosine kinase, non-receptor, 2a
Exons: 23
Coding region: 664-3342 (892 amino acids)
Biological process (GO): protein phosphorylation; signal transduction
Molecular function (GO): protein binding; protein serine/threonine/tyrosine kinase activity; protein tyrosine kinase activity
Source: RefSeq, a predicted model, not a curated record